AUGUUGGUCUUCUUGUCCCUCGUUUCACUCAUUGUCCACCUGGCCUUUGCUGCCUAUAUUCCCACUGCUGAACUAAUUCAGAUUGACAAUGGCCUUCUGCCGAGGCAAGCGUCCUCCACCGCUGCUGGCUCGGCAACUACAACCAAUACGCCAGACGCUCAGUGCACGAACGGACCUUUUACGCGCCAAUGCUGGGGCAACGGCUUCAGCAUCGCUACCAACUAUGACAGCACCUGGCCCAACACUGGCAAGGUGGUUGAGUACUAUCUUGAGGUACAAAACAUCACUAUGGCUCCAGACGGAUUCUCCAGGCCGGUCUACGCCAUCAACGGCAGGUUUCCAGGACCCACGAUCGUCGCCAACUGGGGCGAUACGCUGAAGAUCACGGUGAAGAACAGCCUUACCACAAACGGGACCAGCAUGCACUGGCACGGUCUACGUCAGUGGAAGACGAACCACAUGGACGGCACCAACGGUGUGACAGAAUGUCCACUCGCGCCAGGCCAGUCGCGCACGUAUACCUUUCUGUGCACCCAGUUUGGGACGACCUGGUACCACAGCCACUUCUCGGACCAAUACACGGACGGCGUCGUGGGCACAAUGAUCAUCAACGGGCCUGCAACGUCCAACUACGAUAUAGAUCUGGGCGCCUACCCCAUCACCGAUUGGUACUACCGCAGUGCAUUCGAGCUGGGGCCAUUGAUCCAGAAUGGCGGGUUCCCGCGCGGACCACCGCCGGGCAACAAUAUCCUCAUCAACGGCACCAACAUGAACGUCAAUGGCACCGCGGGUCGAUACAGCCGGACGACGUUGACCAAGGGCAAGAAGCACCGUCUUCGCCUGAUCAACACUUCAACCAACGACAACUUCAAAGUCGGCCUGGACGGGCACAACAUGACCGUCAUGACUGCAGACUUUGUGCCCGUCAAGCCGUUCACCACGCAGUGGCUCUUCAUCGGCAUCGGCGAACGCUACGACGUGGUCAUCGACGCAAACCAACCGAUCGGAAACUACUGGUUCCACGUCGUGCCCCAGGCCGGCUGCAGCAGCAGCCUCAACACCAACGCCCUGGCCAUCUUCUCCUACGCCGGCGGCAAUUCUACCUCACUGCCCUCCAACGCAACCCGCUCCAACGCGCCCCCGGGAGCGGACUGCAACGACCCCAACAGCCAACUGAUCCCGUACGUCAAACUCGACGUGCCCAGCAACUACACGAUCCCGCACUCGUCGCGCCUGGACGUCGGCUUCGCCAUCGUGCAGAACCAGGCCCAGCAGACGCUGUUCCAGUGGAACCUGAAUUUCACGGCCAUCCAAGUGCCCUGGGACGACCCGACCUUGCAGUACGUGCUCUCGGACAACACCAGCUACCCGGCCAGCAUGAACCUGAUCCCCCUGCCCAACGCCAACGCCUGGUCAUACUGGGUCAUCCAGGCCGUGCCCACGAUCGCGCCGCCCAUCCCGCACCCGAUCCAUCUGCACGGCCACGACUUCUACGUCCUGGGCGCCGGGCAGGGCAUCUUCAACAACUCGCAGACCCUUAACUACAAGAACCCGCCCCGCAGGGACGUCGCCAUGCUCCCCGCCUCGGGUUACCUGGUCAUCGCGUUCAUAACGGACAACCCUGGCGCGUGGUUGAUGCAUUGCCACAUCGCCUGGCACGUAGGACUGGGCCUGGGUGCCCAGUUCCUAGAGGAGCCCGAUCAGAUCAAGACGUUGGGCAUCGGACAGGACUGGUUCAAGCAGUGCAGCGAUUGGAACACGUACAGCCAGACCGCCGUGUUUCAACAGGAGGAUUCCGGGUUGUAG
Messenger RNA from Cladophialophora psammophila CBS 110553, 1806 nucleotides. RefSeq lists its product as uncharacterized. The transcript has a single exon. NCBI's taxonomy places the organism in Eukaryota, Fungi, Ascomycota, Eurotiomycetes, Chaetothyriales, Herpotrichiellaceae. The record is from RefSeq and is a predicted model, not a curated record. The coding region runs from base 1 to 1806 and encodes 601 amino acids. Gene Ontology annotation, molecular function: oxidoreductase activity; copper ion binding.